AUGUGUGAUGAAAUACAGUUCAAUAGAGCUGAAAAUAAUUAUUUUUACUAUGAUGCUGAAGAAUUUGAUGUAAGUGAAAAUGGGUUUGCUAAAGUAUAUGAAGUUGUUAAGAAAUCGAAAAAAGUAAAACAAAACAUGCCUAUCCAAAUCGCUUGUAGUGUGUAUGAUGACUCUAAGCUAAAAAUGUUACAGUUCAAUUAUGACUGUAUUGAUUACUUUAAAACUAGGAAAGAUUAUCAACGAUUAGAAAUGGACACAGAUUCAUGUUAUAUGGCUCUUGCUGGGGAUUUUCAAAGUUUGAUAAAACCACAUCUUAGAGAAGAAUUUGAAAAGGUUAAAAAUAAAUUUUUCCCUAGACAAGUAUAUAAAGCAUUCGAUAAACGAACACCAGGAUUAUUUAAAGUUGAAUUUGAAGGUGAUGGAAUGAUUGCAUUCAAUAGUAAGACAUACUUUGUUUGGAAUGAUCAUGAAAAUAAAAUGUCUGCUAAAGGUGUUCAAAAAGAUAGGAAUAGUGAUAUCCUCGUAAAAGAAAAAUAUCUCAGUUGUCUAAUGAACAAUAAAUUAAUUAUUGGAGAAAAUAAAGGAUUUAGGUUUGUUGAUAUGAGGAUGAAGACUUAUGAAUUAAAUAAAACUGGCUUAUCUUCGGUGUAUCCAAAAGGUGUUGUAAUGGAUGAUGGUAUUCACAUCAUACCAAUUACUGACUUUCGAUAA
This is a messenger RNA of Auanema sp. JU1783, 711 nucleotides long. Lineage: Eukaryota; Metazoa; Nematoda; Chromadorea; Rhabditida; Rhabditidae. The record is from the annotation of a GenBank genome assembly.